This is a messenger RNA of Callorhinchus milii (elephant shark), 2311 nucleotides long. RefSeq names its product caspase-3. The record is from RefSeq and is a predicted model, not a curated record. The coding region runs from base 104 to 982 and encodes 292 amino acids. Gene Ontology annotation, biological process: keratinocyte differentiation; neuron differentiation; proteolysis. Lineage: Eukaryota; Metazoa; Chordata; Chondrichthyes; Chimaeriformes; Callorhinchidae. The transcript has 7 exons. Gene Ontology annotation, cellular component: cytoplasm.
UCGUUCCGGGAAUCGAAAGCGGUUGGAGUCAAUCACAAAGGGGCUGACGUCAGUCAGGCUGCGUGUCGCUCGAGCUGAGCUGAGCUGAGGUGCAGGUGCAGCAAUGUCUGAAUUUGAGAGAACAGCACAUCCUGAUGGUGCAAUGUCUGGAGGCGAUUGUAUUGAUGCAAGGCCCAGUGAAGGCACUGGAGGAAAUGUGCAAAAACAACAUGUUGGUGACAACAAGGAAGUGGAUCCAAUUCCGAAUGACCAGUGUAUCAAAUAUAAGAUGGACUACCAAUGUAUUGGCUACUGCAUUAUCUUCAACAAUAAGCAUUUUGAUCCCCAAACAGGCAUGAACGUCCGUAAUGGUACUGAUGAAGAUGUUGGUCGUCUGCAGAAGACAUUCAAAUCUUUGGGUUUUAAUGUUCAAAUUCAUAAUGACAAAUCCUGUUCUGAUAUGUCUAAAACUUUGGUGGAUGUUUCCAUGAAAGAUCACACCGAAAUGGCUAGCUUUGUCUGUGUAAUUCUUAGCCAUGGAGAAGAAGGUUUAAUUUAUGGAACUGAUGGAGCUAUUAAAUUCAACGAGUUAAUCAGAGUCUUUAAAGGGAACAACUGUAAAACAUUGCUUGGCAAACCGAAAAUGUUUUUUGUACAGGCUUGUCGUGGUAAUGAAUUUGAUUCAGGUGUUGAGGUGGACAGUGUUGGAGAAGAAAAUUCCUCACAAAAAAUACCUAUAGAAGCUGAUUUCUUAUACGUUUAUUCUACAGCACCAGGUUAUUAUUCUUGGCGAAAUACAUCCAAAGGCUCUUGGUUUAUUGAAUCUUUAUGCCAUGUGCUGAAUACAUAUGGCAAGAAACUUGAGAUCAUGCAGAUUCUUACCAAAGUCAACCACAAGGUGGCACUGGAAUUUGAAUCAGUCUCAGCACCAGAGUACAGCGGAAUGAAGCAAAUUCCUUGCAUUAUUUCUAUGCUGACAAAAGAAGUGUAUUUUAAUCAUUGAGACCUUUUUUGGUUCAGAUUAUUUUGAUCACAUGAGCAGAUUCCACAAUGAGUAUCCAAUAUCUCUUCCAGGAAUUAAAGAGCUCACUCGGGAUUUAAUUGAACUGAUGCAGAAGUUUUGUUAGCAAAAAUCAACUGGUUAGGUUUGAAAUAGCCUACUCUUUACUAAAGUGUUCAAUUAGAAGCAAAAGUUGAUUGUAGUUUAUAAAAGUCACCAGACCUGUAUUGGUGAGAAUUGCUAAAUUAAUGUCUAAACGGUAAUGUGUAUACCAAAAGUGCAUUCUAGCAAAAUGCAUUUGAAUAUGCAUAAUGUGUGUUCAGAUUCGAAGAAUAAUUUUGUGCCUCUGGCUAUCUUGAAUACACACGCUGUGCUGAAGAAUACUAGUCUGCAGUUUCUUUACUAAACUUCUGAAUGUGAAUCUUAAACUCCCUUACAUAUUAUCAGAAAGGUAAAUGUAUAGUCUGGUAACCUUUAUGUGAGUGGAGCUAAUAGACUAAAUUUAAAGUUAUAAUUGAUGAUUGCUUUCUAGAGAAAUGUUCAUAAUUUUUUACGUCACAAGCGAGAUAAACUUUAAUAACAAAACUUUUUCUAAGCCUGUGAAGGACUUGUUUAAACCUCAUAAAAUCUGAGCAAUAGGGGAAAAUGUGAAUAUUAAUCAAUGGACUUCAACCAUAACGAUCAGAUUAAUUUAAAUUAAUAAUCUGCAUGAUUACAUUGUUCAAAUCUCACUUUAGGCAUAAAUAACUGGCUACUUUGCAUUUUUCCUAAAAGCAUAUAUAAAACUGAAUAUUAAAAUACAAUGUGAACUUUUUUUCUAUUUUCAGACAACAAAAAUUGUGUUUAAAUCUCCCAGCUUGCAAUAUAUAGUAUUACUGUAGUUUUCAAAUGUUCAGUGUAAUGAAUCAAGGUUAUCAAUUAAUAAGCCAUAUUAAAUAAUAAGUUUUAAAGAACAUAUUGAACAUUACAGGUUUUCAAUGCUGGUAGGUUGACAUAUUGAAAGCCUUCUAGCAAUCGACUACAGCACCAGCAUGUUUCUCAUGAUUUGUGUGUUACAAUUAGUUCUGCUGUACAUUAUUAAAGUUGUACUCUUUAAUGACUAAUUAUAUAAACUUAAUCAUUGAUAAUAUGUUUACAUGUUGACCACUGACUUUGCUUGUUUAGGUGCAUAUUUCUGCAAUUGAGCUCUCUGAAAAUGAACGUUAUCAGAUAAAAUGUUUUUGAAUAUAUUUUGGUCUUAAACCAAAGAUGUCCUUUUUGGCUCGUGGUUGAUUGUACAAUUGUAGCUUUAGUGAUUUUUAUAAGUGAUAUCCAAAAUAAACUUUUUAAAAA